This is a messenger RNA of Candoia aspera, 445 nucleotides long. Its product is annotated as histone H3. Gene Ontology annotation, cellular component: nucleosome. The record is from RefSeq and is a predicted model, not a curated record. The coding region runs from base 8 to 418 and encodes 136 amino acids. Gene Ontology annotation, molecular function: DNA binding; protein heterodimerization activity; structural constituent of chromatin. Lineage: Eukaryota; Metazoa; Chordata; Lepidosauria; Squamata; Candoiidae. The transcript has a single exon.
CGGAGAAAUGGCCCGCACCAAGCAGACGGCCCGCAAGUCGACGGGCGGGAAGGCGCCCCGCAAGCAGCUGGCCACGAAGGCGGCGCGGAAGAGCGCGCCGGCCACGGGCGGCGUGAAGAAGCCGCACCGCUACCGGCCCGGCACGGUGGCGCUGCGCGAGAUCCGCCGCUACCAGAAGUCGACGGAGCUGCUGAUCCGCAAGCUGCCCUUCCAGCGGCUGGUGCGCGAGAUCGCGCAGGACUUCAAGACCGACCUGCGCUUCCAGAGCUCGGCCGUGAUGGCGCUGCAGGAGGCGAGCGAGGCCUACCUGGUGGGGCUCUUCGAGGACACCAACCUGUGCGCCAUCCACGCCAAGCGCGUCACUAUCAUGCCCAAGGACAUCCAGCUGGCCCGCCGCAUCCGCGGGGAGCGGGCGUGAGCAGGCGCCCCGUCCCGCCCCAGGCUC